Closterium sp. Naga37s-1 is the source of this 4665-nucleotide messenger RNA. The record is from the annotation of a GenBank genome assembly. NCBI's taxonomy places the organism in Eukaryota, Viridiplantae, Streptophyta, Zygnematophyceae, Desmidiales, Closteriaceae.
AUGACGUCGGAGGGGGGAGGGGGAAGGGGCGGGGGAAGCACACCUGUCGCCACUCCGCAGAGCAUCGUGUGGCAGCGCGCGGCGGCUUCCGCGGUGGCGGCGAUUCAGGCGGCUGCAGAGGAGAGGAAGGAAGGAGUAGAAGGAAGCGCAGGAGCAGGAGGAGAAGAAAGAGGAGGAGAAAGAGGAGGAGGAAGAGGAGGAGAAAGAGGAGGAGAAAGAGGAGGAGAAAGAGGAGGAGAAAAAGGAGGAGGAGAAGCGACAGGGGAAGAACAGCUUCUUGAAGGCGAGGAGUGUGGGAGUACGAGAGCUGAGCGAGAUUAUCGCAAAUGGGGCCGUCACGGCCGUGGCGAAGGCGAGGCGACGGAGGAAGUGGGUCGCAACAGGCAGCAGCCCGGGACCGAGGCCAGCCCUGGCGAAGGCGAAGACCGCGGGAGCUCGAGGGGGUUCGCUGCGGCGGCGAGGGGCGCACUGCUAGUGGAGUGCACGUCCGGGGGAGCGGGGAGGUGGCGGGGUGUGGAGGCAGCGGCGGAAUGGCGGGCUACGCAGCAGAGGGGGCAUGCGCAGGGAGCAGCAGCGGAACGUGCGCGGAACGCGGAUGGCAGCAGCGCGGAGGGUGCGGAAAGGGAGGGUGGCGGGGAGGGGAAGCCUCCCGCGCAUGGCGUGCGGAGCCGACUCUCCCCCUUGCGGCGCGCGGUGCGGAGCGAAACCUCCCCGUUAGCAGGCAGUCACGCGCUCCUGAGCGGAGACUCCCCUCCCGCGCGCAGUGCGCUCCUGAGUGGCGCUUCUCCGCCCGCGCGUGGCACAAAGGCGAGCGCGGCCUCCCCGCCUGCGCCCACCAGCGCGCUGCCGAGCGGAGUCUCCCCGCCUGCGCGCAGCGUGCUGCUCAGUGGGGUCUCUCCUUCUGCGCCAGUAGCAGAUAACGCGCUGAUGACUGGUGUAUCCCCGCCUGCGCCCACCAGCGCGCUGCUGAGCGGAGUCUCCCCGCCCGCGGGCAGCGCGCUGCUCACUGGGGCCUCCCCGCCGGCAGGAAACGUGGCGGCAAGGCGCGCAACUCCGCCGUCCCAUGCUGAUUUUCCGCCUGGAGUCUCCCCGCCCGCGACCAGCGCGCUGCUGACUGACGACUCCCCGCCCGCUGCACACAGCGCGCUACUAAGCGGAGUCUCCCCGCCUGCGGGGAGUGCGGUGCUGAGUGGGUUCUCACCUUCUGCGCCCGCUCGUGCCUCUUCGCUCUCACCACACAGCGCUCUGCUGACCGGACUUUCCCCGCCCGCGACCAGCACGCUUGAAAACGACGGCUCACCUGCCGUAGUUCCCCCGUAUCGUACCAUAGUUGGCACGAGUGGCAGAGCUGGCACGGACGGAAACGCUGGCGUGGAUGGCGGUGUUAGCGUGGUCAGCAUUGCACCUGCUGCCAUACCUGCGCCCCCUCGUUACUCCCCUUCCCGCCUGCCUCCCAACCAAUCCCCGCCAAGCCGGUCAGCAGCAGCAGCAGCAGCAGCAGCCCCUUGGCAUCCUGCCGUCAUGCCUCCUCCCCUGCCUGCUGCUACCGCCACGCCCCCGCCCUCCCACCCCUACCAACCCUCAGAUCCCUCCCAGCGUUCCCACCCCUCCCAGCCCUCACAAUUUUCCCACCCCUCCCUCCCUUCACACCCCUCACUCGCCUCACAGCUCUUGCCUGCUGCAGCAGACCCUCCUGCUCUUCUAGCCAGCACUGGUACAGAAUUCAAUGCGCCAAACGCUGCUCUCAUCCCUGCUCCUGCUCCUCCUGACGCUGCUGCUGUUGACGCCACUCCUGCUUCGGCCACUGCCCAACAGCCACAGGCACAGCAACAGCAGCAGCAGCAGCAGCAGCAGCAGCAGCAGCCAAAGACACAGUCAGCAGACGUGCCUGCGCUACAGCAAAGGCCAGCACCUAACGACCCGCACGCCCUGCCCACCACCCCCAGCGUCCCCUCUCUCAUUCCACGUGACGCUGACGGCCCAAUCAUCAGCCCACGUGUCCCUGACGCUCCCUCUAUCAGUCCACGUGUCCGUGAUGCCCCAUCCAUCAGUCCACGUGUCUCUGACACCCCCUCCAUCAGUCCACGUGUCCCCCAGAUAUUGCAGGAUCUGCUGCUGUUCCCGGGCUCCUCUGCCGGCCAGGCUGUAGCGGCGGCUGUAGCCGCGGCUCUGGACAGGUGCUGUGGGGGAAGGGCAGGUGGGGGGACGGCGGGUGGCGAGAGAACUGGUGGGGGGAGGACUGGUGGGGGGAGGACUGGUGGGGGAUGGGUGAAUGUGGGUAGGGCUGGUGGGGGAAGAACGGAUUGGGAGAGUGCGGGUGGGGGGAGGGCGGUUGAGGGGGAAGAGGGUGGUGGGGGAGUGGGUGAGGGGAGAGCGGGCAGGGGAAGAACAGAAGGGGGGAGGGCGGGCGCAGAGGAAAUGAGUGGUGGGAAAGCAGGUAAGUGGGGAGCGGGUGAAAGGGAAACAGGGGGUGGGGUAGUGGGUGAAGGGAGAGCGGGUGGGGAGGGAACGGAAAGAGGGGAGAGCGAGAGGGAGGAAGUCAGGUUAAGAAGGCAGGGUGGGGAAGGGUUGGAGGAAGGGGAGGGUGGAGAGGAGGGAGGAGGAGGAAAGAGGAGGCGUGUAGAGAGAGGGAUUGAAGGAGUGGGAGGAGGGCCAACAGAGGUGAGAGUGAGUGAGGGUGGUGGUGGUGGAGGGGGAGAGGGAGGAGGAUGGGGAGCAAGAGGGGGAGAAGUGAGUGGGAGGGGCAAAGGAGUGUGGGUGAGAGGGGGGGAAUGGCACCAGGGAGGGGCUGUACCCAGGACAGGGGGGGCUGGAGGGGAGGGAGGGGAAGAGGGAGAGGGAAGUUCAGGAGAAGAAGAGGAAGGAGGAGGAGGAGGAGGAGGAGGAGGAGGAGGAGGAGGAGGAGGAGGAGGAGGAGGAGGAGGAGGAGGAGGAGCAGAGGGAGGGGAACGCGAGGAAGGAGAAGGAGUAGAGGGUGGAUCAGGGGAGGGUAGGGAGCAAGAGGAGGAGGAGAAUGCUAUGGAGGACUAUCAAGACCUGUUAGACCGUGGGUGGCGGCGAUCCGGCUGUUUCCUCUACAAGCCGGACAUGCCCCGCACCUGCUGCCCGGCGUACACGAUCCGCCUCGUGGCGGGGCGGUUUCAGCCCAACAAGGAGCAGCGCAAGGUGCUGAGGCGCAUGGAGAGGUUCCUCAGUGGAGAAAUCGACCUUCCGCCCGCCAGACCCAGAGAUUCCUCCGCUAGCCUUCCCGGGCGUGCUUCAAACUCGGGCGCAGGUUCAGGUUCAAAUUCAGGUUCAAAGCUGCAGCAAUCAGACCCUGCGAAGCGGCAAGCCCUAGUGGAGGCGCGGAUAGAAGGGGCUUUAAGUGAGGGUUUGGAGCAAGGACCUUUGGCAGCAGUGCAGGCGUGUGUUGAAGGGGCUUUAAGCGGGGUGUUACAGCAGUGGAGGGAGCAGGGGUCACUGCCUGCCAGCUUGCUGCUACCUGCUGUGACCCUCCGAUCUGUUCCUGUGAGCGUGAGGGCGCGAGUCGGGGAGGGGAAGGGACGGGAGCGAGGGGAAGGAGAGAAAAAGAAGGGAGGGAAGAGUGACAAGGGGAAGGGAGGGGAGGAAGGGGCAGGAGGGGCAGGGGAAAGCCAGCAGAAAGGCGUGUCUGCCCCUUUGCCAGUGCUGACGUCAAACAUUGCGUUUCUGAUCUGCUCCGGGUUAAAGAAACUGCAGCAGCAGCAGCAGCAGCAGCCAGGGGUGACAGCCACACAGCAAUCAGCAAGCGGAGAAGGAGUGGGCACAAGUGCUUUCCCUUUAAGCUCUAGUGCACAAGAUUUUGCAGCAAAGCUGGUAGCAGAAGCGGAUGGGGCGUUGCAGAGCGGGGGGCUGCCAGAAGGGAUGUGUGUGAGGGCGGUGCAUGGGCAUGUGAAUGUGCUGGCGCCCGCUGCUCUGCUUCAUGGUGGCAUGAUGACAGGCACGAAUCAUCAGCAACGGCAGCAGCAGCAGGAAGAGCAGAAGCAGCAGCAAAAACAGCAGCAGCAGCAGCAGCAACGGGACGAGCAGCAGCACCAGCAGCGGCAGCAGCAGGGGAAACAGCACACCCCACGCCGCCUAGAGAUAACAACCCACCCAUCGGCGUUCACACAGGAGGAGUACGACCUGUACCGCAAGUACCAGAUCCACGUGCACGAUGAUAAGCCCUCCUCCGUCACCCGACGCGGCUACGAGAAUUUCCUCGUCAACACGCCCCUCAUACACGUGCCCCCCCCACCUGCUCCUCCCACCUCCGCUUCCUCCCACUCCCCUCCGCUCCAUCCACACUCAGUCCCGCCCCUAGAAGCACCUGAGCAUGCCUCAGCGCAGCUCCCCUCCUGUGGGUACGGGUCUUUCCACCAGCAGUAUCGGAUUGACGGGCGCUUAGUGGCUGUGGGGGUGGUGGACGUGCUUCCGCGCUGCCUCUCAUCUAAGUAUCUCUUUUGGGACCCGGACUUUGCGUUUCUGUCUCUGGGGAAGUUUUCCGCGCUUAAGGAGAUCGAGUGGGUGCAGCGCGAGCAGCAGCGGCGCCCUGAUCUGUUACUGGAUUCGUACUAUAUGGGGUAUUACAUCCACUCGUGCCCCAAGAUGACUUACAAGGCUGCGUAUGCACCGUCGGAUCUUCUCUGCCCUCAGCGCUACAUGUGA